CGCAGGCACUCGCACCUCCAUCCCCGCCACCAUUGGCUCUGCAUACUACCCAACAACGGAGCAAUUUUGGUUUUUCCAGAGCUGACUACUUGAUAAAUUAUAUCUUCUUCUUCAUCGCCAUGCUCUUUUUUAGACCCUCUUUCGCCUUCUCUCUCAUUGUUGCUUUCUUCUCUCUUUUGAUUUCCUCUGCCUCAACCAACCAUGGCGUCUUCAGCGUCAAAAACAAGUACGCCGGCCAGGAACGCACCCUCGCUGUCCUAAAAGCUCACGACAGUCGUCGUCAGCUUCGUUUUCUCGCCGGCGUGGACCUCCCUUUGGGUGGCAGUGGCCGCCCCGAUGGCGUCGGGCUUUAUUAUGCUAAAAUUGGGAUUGGAACACCUUCAAAGGAUUAUUAUUUACAGGUAGACACCGGAAGUGAUAUUAUGUGGGUUAACUGCAUCCAGUGCAGAGAAUGUCCCAGCAGAAGUAGCCUUGGUAUGGAUCUUACACUCUAUAACAUAAAGGACUCCUCCACUGGUAAAUUUGUUCCCUGUACUCAAGAGUUUUGCAAGGAGAUAAAUGGAGGUCUUCUGGCAGGAUGCGUGUCUAAUAUAACCUGUCCAUAUCUAGAGAUAUAUGGCGAUGGGAGCUCCACUGCUGGUUACUUUGUAAAAGAUAUUGUGCUCUAUGAUCAGGUGUCUGGAGACCUUGAAACUGCUUCUGCUAAUGGAAGUAUUAUAUUCGGGUGUGGCGCUAGGCAAUCUGGAGAUCUAAGUUCUUCAAACGAAGAAGCACUUGAUGGAAUACUUGGUUUUGGAAAGGCUAAUUCCUCGAUGAUUUCACAACUUGCUUCAUCCAGCAAAGUGAAAAAAAUAUUUGCUCAUUGCUUAAAUGGAGUAAAUGGAGGUGGUAUAUUUGCUAUUGGUCAUGUUGUGCAGCCUAAAGUGAAUAUGACUCCAUUAUUGCCAGACCAGCCACAUUACAGUGUCAACAUGACAGGAGUUCAAGUUGGUCAUGCUUUCCUUCGGCUACCGACAGAUGAUUCUGAGGCUGGUUACAAUAAAGGAACAAUAAUAGAUAGUGGCACAACUUUGGCCUAUCUACCUGAAUGGAUUUAUGAGCCAUUAGUAAAUAAGGUAAUUUCUGAGCAACCUGACUUAAAGGUUCAAACACUUCACGAUGAGUAUACAUGCUUUCAGUACCUUGAAAGUGUUGAUGAUGGAUUUCCGGCUGUCACUUUUUAUUUUGAAAAUGGACUCUCUUUGAAGGUUUAUCCACAUGAAUAUCUAUUUCCCUCUGAAGGUCGCUGGUGCAUUGGUUGGCAAAAUAGCGGGAUGCAAUCGAGGGAUAGCAAGAACAUGACAUUACUGGGAGAUCUAGUGCUUUCGAAUAAACUAGUCUUGUAUGACCUUGAAAAGCAGGCCAUAGGAUGGACUGAGUAUAACUGUUCUUCAAGCAUCGAAGUGAAGGAUGAGCAGACUGGUACGGUUCACUUAGUAGGUUCCCACUACAUUUCUUCUGCCUCCUCUGUAUAUAUUAAUCGGGUUAUAAUAAUUUCAAUUCUAAUCUCCGUGGUCAAUUUAUUGAAAUGCGGCAGCUAAUAAACAUUUCAUAGUCAAAAUUACAGUACAAAGAAUUGAAGAUUAGGAUGAGCGUCUUGAAAUUAUGGGAGAAACUUCCAUGAUUUGUAAAUGUUAUAACUUAAAGGGGAAACGCAGGACACUACGUUAGCAUAGCAUAAACUGUGAGUAAAAUUUUUCUUCCCAUGGUGAAUUUUGUAAAUCGCUGAAAGCUUGCUACUAAGCAGUGAGCACCAACUGUAUAUGAUCUCAGAAUCUAGCUGAUUAUUACUUGGCUUGGAUCGUGAUGGCAAAUUGGCAAUGUAUAAUUAGAUGCUACAAGCCAAAACUUGAGUUUUCUUUUGAGAUAGCUAUUUGUAUACUGAGGCAUCAUAGUUCCUUCAUGCCUGCCUCUGGAACUUGCGUUUUGGAACUCUGAAUUAUAGCUCUUCGAUUUUCAAUUUUGUAACAUUAGGAGGUUUUGAAUACUACUACGCCUCAUGUUUAUACAUGUUUCACCAUUA
Molecule: messenger RNA, 2062 nt
Organism: Neltuma alba
Lineage: Eukaryota; Viridiplantae; Streptophyta; Magnoliopsida; Fabales; Fabaceae
Product: aspartic proteinase-like protein 2
Exons: 10
Coding region: 120-1580 (486 amino acids)
Biological process (GO): proteolysis
Molecular function (GO): aspartic-type endopeptidase activity
Source: RefSeq, a predicted model, not a curated record